AGUGAAAUAUGCAUUUUUUUAUUCAGCUUCGACAGUCGCGAGGAAUGGAAGGAGUGCCCCUCUAUAAGGUACAUUCGUGACCAGUCACAUUGCGGCUCUUGUUGGGCUGUCUCAGCUGCGGCAACGAUGUCCGAUCGUCUCUGUGUUCAGACACUCCGCAGAAAGAAGACGAUCCUUUCGGACACUGACAUUCUUGCGUGUUGUGGAGAUUUCUGUGGAUUUGGAUGCGAUGCAUGGUUGUACGCCCAGAAAAGUGGUGUGUGUAGCGGAGGACGGUAUAAGGAGCAGGGAGUCUGUAAGCCGUACACUUUCCAUCCAUGUGGACGUCACAAAAAUCAGACAUAUUAUGGUGACUGCCCGAAACACACCUACAGGACACCGAUGUGCAAGCAAUUCUGCCAGUACGGAUACGGAAAGCGCUAUGACAGCGAUAAAGUCUACGCAACUGCGGCUUACCGUAUCAAAAAUGAUGAAGCUGCUAUUCAAGCACAAAUCAUUGUCAAAGGGCCAGUUCAAGCGUCGUUUGCCACCUAUGAGGACUUUGCGUAUUACAAGUCGGGGAUUUACGUGCACACAGCCGGCAAACGAAGGGGCGGACACGCGGUGAAAAUUAUCGGAUGGGGAGUUGAAAAUGGCACGAAAGUAUUUGGACGGUCGGUUGCCAAUUCGUGGAAUACCGACUGGGGAGAAGACGGAGGUUAUUUUCGCAUCGUACGUGGAGUGGACAACUGUGGCUUCGAGUCGGGAAUCGUCGCUGGGGACUUCCAUGGGUGA
Messenger RNA from Ostertagia ostertagi, 774 nucleotides. The record is from the annotation of a GenBank genome assembly. NCBI's taxonomy places the organism in Eukaryota, Metazoa, Nematoda, Chromadorea, Rhabditida, Trichostrongylidae.